This is a messenger RNA of Strongylus vulgaris, 1092 nucleotides long. NCBI's taxonomy places the organism in Eukaryota, Metazoa, Nematoda, Chromadorea, Rhabditida, Strongylidae. The record is from the annotation of a GenBank genome assembly.
GAAGCAUUCCCGAUCACAGCUGUUCCGGCUAGGAAGCACCUUCAAGUAUCGGUAACUAGUGCCAUCAUGCAUAUGUUCAUUGGUUUGAUCAAAAUCACUUGCCACAGGGGACGCACUGAGUAUGAAGCAGUUCACAAGGAUGGUGCACGUUUAUCGCGAAGAGCAACAGCGACAUUUGAAAGAAGGCCGAGCCAACGAUAUGGACCUCGACAAAGCCAUGCUCAGCAGCGUAAAUCAGAUCCUUCCAGAGAAGCACCUGUUACAACAAAGCCUCGGAGCUCAUCCGUUGCCGUGGCAGAACAGUUAGUCAGCCAUCUUACAGUAGGAGAUGAAUUAAACCAUCCUAAAGCAGCAACGAUCGUAACAGCUCCUCCAACUCCGGUGGUUACGACUCCAGUAGCAGCAUCACGAAUUACUCAGCCUUCGCUUUACACAAAUCCCUUCUCCAUCGACAACAAAAUUACACCCACUACACCGGCUCAACCCCAACCACUGCCAACUACAGCACUACCUUCUCAGCAUAUCACAAUGAUUCCGAUCUCAGCGGUGAAAGAGAAGAGCUCUUCCCCCAUGGAAGAGAAAUUUUGCUCAUUCUCUGAUGCUUCCUCGGAACAGCCGACUUCACGCUCUUCGAGCAGAAUUCCCAAAUAUGUGUUGACGUCGAUGGAAAAGGAGCAAGUAAACGAGUCUGCCUCGAAAGUCUCAUCUCCUACAGCUGUUUCUCCUACGUCUGCCAAACCCACAAAUCCCGCAGAUCUUGUGACAGAUCUUGAAAAUGAGCAAGUAAACGAGUCUGCCUCGAAAGUCUCAUCUCCUACAGCUGCUUCUCCGUCUGCCAAACCCACAAAUCCCGCAAAUCUUGUGACAGAUCUUGAAAAUGUUUCACCUACAUCCCUUCCUCCCUCUAACACGAAAUUGAAGCCUAACACUGGCAUUCCGAAGCCUUCAAAGUUACGCCCUCCCAGCACAAGGUACAAACCAGCCGACACUAACAUUCACCAGGAAGAGCCUCGGAUAUCUCGAAUACCAAAGAUGUCAGAUGGGUCCAGUCUACGAGCAACAAACAACGGGUUAAGGUCCACUCCGCGUUAA